Molecule: messenger RNA, 1995 nt
Organism: Puntigrus tetrazona (Sumatra barb)
Lineage: Eukaryota; Metazoa; Chordata; Actinopteri; Cypriniformes; Cyprinidae
Gene: acot8
Product: acyl-CoA thioesterase 8
Exons: 6
Coding region: 140-1249 (369 amino acids)
Biological process (GO): acyl-CoA metabolic process; fatty acid catabolic process
Cellular component (GO): peroxisomal matrix
Molecular function (GO): fatty acyl-CoA hydrolase activity
Source: RefSeq, a predicted model, not a curated record
GCUUGUUAUCUGUUUGACCAAUAGACGUCCUCUGCGUUCGAAGCAGUGAAUCGUGGUUCAGUUGAUUCGGUGAAUCAGAAGGAUUCAUUCUCCCGUUACUAACGUAAGCUCAUCCAUUUGUACGCACCGAUGUAGCCACAUGAAGCAUUGUUUGCCUAAACAUGUCAUUGUGACAUUUAAAGAAAGUGACACGCCACGUGAACCUUUGGCGCAAACGAAUCGUUUAAAGGUCGUGAAGUUUGAAUCGCCUCGGAAGAGAUCCGCCCUCCGCGCAGAGACAGGAAAGAUGGCCGAAAGCGGCAGUGAAUCUCGAGCUGAUGUUACAGCAAACCACGCGUCCGAGUCAGGGGAAGCUGACCUCAGGAGCGUCCUGGUCACAAGCGUGUUGAAUUUAGACAAGCUGGACACCGACCUGUACAGAGGCUCUCAUCACUGGGUUCCUCGCACUAAACGUCUGUUCGGGGGACAGAUUGUUGGACAGGCUCUUGUAGCUGCAGCCAAUUCUGUCAGUGAUGACCUCUAUGCCCAUUCACUGCACUGCUAUUUUGUGAGAGCAGGGGACCCGAAGGUGCCUGUGCUCUACCAGGUGGAAAGGACUCGGGACGGCCGCAGUUUCUGCGUGCGCUCCGUCAAAGCCAUUCAGCACGGUCAGCCCAUCCUGAUCUGUCAGGCGUCGUUUCACACGCGGCAGCCGAGUCCCCUGGAGCACCAGUUCAGCAUGCCCUCGGUGCCGCCGCCGGACGCGCUGCUCACCAUAGAGGAGCUCAUUCAGAGAUACCUCAGCGAUCCAAACUUGGCAGACAACACGCGACAGGGUCUGAAUAAAAUCCUUGCCGAUGAAGUGCCUAUAGAGAUCAAGCCGGUCAACCCUCCUGAUUUCUACAGGCGUGUUGCCAUGGAGCCAAAGAAAUUGUUCUGGGUGCGAGCCAGAGGGCAUAUAGGACCCGGGGACAUGAAGCUGCACUGCUGUGUGGCAGCGUAUGUGUCCGACUACUCCUUCCUGGGAACGGCUCUGUUACCUCACCCGAAGCACAGGGCCCAGUUCUCCGCCUCUCUGGAUCAUGCCAUGUGGUUUCACAGCACCUUCAGAGCGGACGAGUGGAUGCUGUACGAAUGCGAAAGCCCGUGGUCAGGAGGGAGCAGAGGCUUAGUCCAGGGCCGCUUGUGGAGACAAGAUGGCGUUCUCGCGGCGUCCUGCGCACAAGAGGGAGUGAUACGAGUGAAGAGCUCUCCUCGGAGUCAGUUAUAGAGGACUGAAGAAAGAGUACCAGACUCUCGAGAUGCCUUACAAUCACUGCUGUCGAAAGAUUAAUCGCGAUUAAUCGCAUCCAAAACAAACGUUUACGUCAUAUAUGUGUUUAAAUAAAUACGCACAUGCGUUUAAGAAGUAGAUGCCUAGUCCUAGACUAAAAUGUAAGUCUGAGCUGUUUCAACCGCAUAGAAACCUAUACUGGCUAAAUUUAAAAUACAUCAGUGCCUUUGUUUUGUCAAAAACCCCAAUGUUUUAUCAUAUGGCCUGGUCAACUAAUGAUUAACUAAGCGCUGUCUAUGAACAUAUAUAGGGAUAUAAAUAAAUACAAGGAAAUAUGGAUGAGUGUAUAUUCAUAAAUACACACAGUACACACAUUACAACGUAAAUAAAAACUUUGGAUGCAAUUAAUCGCUACCUACUACUUACAAUAAUUUAAAAACUGAUUUUUUUGUCAUAUUGCGAAGCACGACCAAUGUUAAGAUUGUCUGCAGUGCUAUAUGGCAGCAUUAACGAGACUUUAUGAUUUAGAUUAAUCUUGUUUAAAAGUCUACAUCAGAACGGAUUCAACGUCUUUGCAGGUGUGUGUUUUUAACGAUGGGACUUUGCGUCUUCGUUUUUGUAUUUUUGAGUUUACGACCAAAACACUUGAAGUCUUCCACGACAAGCUCCAGUCACACAGCGAGGUGCACUUUAAUUAUAUAUAGCAUUAUUUAAAAUCGUUAUCAAUAAACGGAUCGACCUGA